Messenger RNA from Aureobasidium musti, 1392 nucleotides. The record is from the annotation of a GenBank genome assembly. NCBI's taxonomy places the organism in Eukaryota, Fungi, Ascomycota, Dothideomycetes, Dothideales, Saccotheciaceae.
AUGACUCCAUCACCUCAUCUCCUCGUUGAGCCUGCCUACAUCCUAACCAUGCCACACCUCCCCGAGGUAGAGCGCUGCAUUGUGGGUUUGGCUCUUCGCUUUGCUCUGCUCGGUAGGGUGGACGCCGCCCGUCAAUUCGUUGAACUUACCUGUUCCCGUCCGAUGGUGCAAAAUUACAGCUCUCCGGAUUUGCGCGCACUGGUCGUGCAUUGGCGAUUGACUUAUUUUCCUGCCAACAUCCCCGAGGAAUUGAAAACCGAUGCCUAUUUCGAUGACUAUAUGAAGUCGAAGGAUCAAGAGAUCUCAAGAUGGCCUCACUACGUCCAGCCAGAAAAUCGUACUGAAGACGAAACUGGCUUGAGAUUGAUGCUGGAGCCUGGUCAGAAUAACUCCAGUUAUUCCGGAAGAAAACCAGAACUCGGACCUGCUUUGCAGCUAGCUGUCAAGCUGGCUGAAGCCCGCAAUGUUGAUCCGUUGAAUGACCCCAAAGUCAAUGAGAUCCUUGAAGCCCUUCCCGGACCUCUCAACCACAACCAGUUGCAAGACGCCUUCCUGGUCGGUUCUCCCCGUUGUGCACCAAUCUUCAUGUCCGGGGCUUUGGCCAAAAAAUUGGGGUUGUCUGAUCAAGAGCUUGAUUCUCGAGCUGCCGAACUUCUUGGGGCAUCUCAACAGCGCUAUUGGCAUGGUCCGUCAUCUAUGGGUCCAGAAACCAUAUCUGAGCUUCUUCAAUCUUGUAAUCAUGAUACCUUGGCAAGAUCAGACUCGCACUGGAAAGAGAUGGAAGAAGACAAGCCCACCUCGCUCUACAACUCGCCCGCCUCAGAGAAGCAAAUAACGGAUCUUGAACAGAAGCUCGAUGCAACCCUCCCUGAGGAUUUCAAAGCCUUUCUACGUAUCAGCAACGGCUUUGGAGGGAUCUGGAAUGGUUGCUUUCCCGGCCCUUACCUGCGUUCCACUGACGAGAUUGACUGGUUAGACUACGACGAAUGGGAGCUUGAGUUUGAUCAAUUGACUCUGCCUUCGCUUGAGUGUUAUAAGAUUGUCAACGACGCCGAAUUUCCAGAUCAACCCAUCUUUACCGAUGUCGUCCGCAUAGCAAGUCAAGAGAUCGAUGAUAUAUGGCUUAUUCCUCCUGGAAUGAUGCAGUAUAUGCGCGAAUACUACAAAGAAAUAUACGAAGUGGUGAACGAUGAUGGAAAACGAAUCAUCGAUCGUUCCAUUAAUGACUUCGCUGGAAGCUGGGACGAAUGGAACAAGCUGGACUGGGGAUGUGUGUACUGGGCCAGUGGCACCGUUAUCCAGCUGGAAUCUUUCAAGAGCUUCAAGGCAUGGCUGGAAAAUGCCGCUUGGAAUGCGAAGAACGCAGGGAGAGAAGGUGAUGAGGACGCAUGA